Medioppia subpectinata is the source of this 398-nucleotide messenger RNA. NCBI's taxonomy places the organism in Eukaryota, Metazoa, Arthropoda, Arachnida, Sarcoptiformes, Oppiidae. The record is from the annotation of a GenBank genome assembly.
GAUUCAUUUGAAAAACGUUUUUCAAAAGAGAUUGUCUUUGAGUCGAACCACACUUUCAUUGACACAAACCUCACGAGUCUUAAGACAUUACACCACACGAAGACAUGUCUGGCGAUAGCGAUGUGGCAACGAUUGCGCCCACCAUUAAGCUGAAGACGAAGGACGACCAGAUCCGCGAAAUUGACCGCAAAAAGGCGUUGAUGUCUAUCACUAUCAAAGAUAUGGUGGAAGCGAUCACCGAAGACGUGACGAAAGCGAUUCCAUUGCAUCAGAUAUCGGCGGCAACUCUGGACAAAGUGCUGGAAUGGAUUGACGAGCACUUCGACGACCCGCUGGACUCGGAUUCCGACUCAGACAACGAGGACUCGUGCGCCAAAUGUGCCGAAGAUAUCAACGCU